This is a messenger RNA of Portunus trituberculatus (swimming crab), 561 nucleotides long. Its product is annotated as putative cuticle collagen 79. Lineage: Eukaryota; Metazoa; Arthropoda; Malacostraca; Decapoda; Portunidae. Bases 102 to 413 code for a protein of 103 amino acids. The record is from RefSeq and is a predicted model, not a curated record. The transcript has 4 exons.
AGAGAGAGAAAGAGAGAGAGCAAGAGAGAGAAAGAAGAGGAAAACAUUACUCUUAACCAAAUUUGACCUGACCUUACCUUCCUUGACCUUGACUAGACACCAUGAGACCUCGCCACCUGCAUGUCACGCUGGCUUUGUCCCUCCUCGUCUCAGUGCAGGGCUACUACUACUACCAGUGCAACGUGCCCCAGAACGCGUGUCCCCCAGGGCCUGCAGGGCCGCCGGGUCCGCGGGGUGAGCCUGGCGUGUCGGGGCCUCUCGGAGUGCCGGGCGUGAGGGGCCCCGAGGGGCUGAAGGGAGAGACGGCGUUCGGCGUGCCAGGCCUCAAUGGCGCCCGUGGCAUGCCCGGUCCUGAUGGCAAGCCCGGCAACCCUGGACCACCGGGACCCCCAGGCAACACUACCUUCUUCUAGGACCACCAACAGGCAGACCAAGGGACGACCACCACGGCAAUGCACACGAGGACCCUGAGAAGACCUGAGGACCCUGAAGACGCGUCACUCUUCCCUUCCCCCUUCCUACCCACCCCUCGUCACCCCCCUGCCUCAAUAAAGACACCUC